AUGGACGCCAACACCGACGUCAACACCAACACGGACGUCAACACCGACGCCAACACCGACGUCAAUACCAACACGGACGCCAACACCAACACGGACGCCAACACCGACGUCAACACCAACACAGACGUCAACACCAACAUGGACGCCAACACCGACGUCAACACCAACACGGACGUCAACACCAACACGGACGCCAACACCGACGUCAACUCCAAAACGGACGCCAACACCAACACCGACGUCAACACCAACACGGACGUCAACACCAACACGGACGCCAACACCGACGUCAACACCAACACGGACGUCAACACCGACACGGACGCCAACACCAACACGGACGUCAACACCAACACGGACGCCAACACCAACACGGACGUCAACACCGACGUCAACACCGACGUCAACACCAACACGGACGUCAACUCCAACACGGACGCCAACACCAACACGGACGUCAACACCAACACGGAUGCCAACACCAACACGGACGCCAACACCAACACGGACGUCAACACCAACACCGACGUCAACACCAACACGGACGUCAACACCAACACGGACGUCAACACCGACGUCAACACCAACACGGACGUCAACUCCAACACGGACGCCAACACCAACACGGACGUCAACACCAACACGGAUGCCAACACCAACACGGACGCCAACACCAACACGGACGUCAACACCAACACGGACGCCAACACCAACACGGACGUCAACACCAACACGGACGUCAACACCAACACGGACGCCAACACCAACACGGACGUCAACACCGACGUCAACUCCAACACGGACGUCAACACCAACACGGACGCCAACACCAACACGGACGUCAACACCGACGUCAACACCAACACGGACGCUAACACCAACACGGACGUCAACACCGACGCCAACACCAACACGGACGUCAACACCAACACGGACGCCAACACAACACGGACGUCAACACCGACGUCAACACCGACGUCAACGCCAACACCGACGUCAACACCAACACGGACGCCAACACCGACGUCAACACCAACACGGACGCCAACACCAACACGGACGUCAACACCGACGUCAACACCAACACGGACGUCAACACCAACACGGACGUCAACACCAACACGGACGCCAACACCAACGCCAACACGGACGUCAACACCGACGUCAACACCAACACCGACGUCAACACCAACACGGACGUCAACACCAACACGGACGCCAACACCGACGUCAACGUCAACACCAACACGGACGCCAACACCGACGUCAACACCAACACGGACGCCAACACCGACGUCAACGCCAACACGGACGAAAACACCGACGUCAACGUCAACAACACGGACGCCAACACCGACGUCAACGUCAACACCAACACGGACGCCAACACCGACGUCAACACCAACACGGACGCCAACACCGACGUCAACGUAA
Messenger RNA from Procambarus clarkii (red swamp crayfish), 1434 nucleotides. RefSeq names its product serine-aspartate repeat-containing protein I-like. The record is from RefSeq and is a predicted model, not a curated record. Lineage: Eukaryota; Metazoa; Arthropoda; Malacostraca; Decapoda; Cambaridae.